Gastrolobium bilobum is the source of this 882-nucleotide messenger RNA. RefSeq names its product 22.0 kDa heat shock protein-like. The coding region runs from base 112 to 747 and encodes 211 amino acids. The record is from RefSeq and is a predicted model, not a curated record. The transcript is spliced from 2 exons. Lineage: Eukaryota; Viridiplantae; Streptophyta; Magnoliopsida; Fabales; Fabaceae.
AAAGCUUCCGUAGGUUGCAUACAAAUUGUGCAAAUUAUAGCACAUUUAACAUUUCUUCUAUACCAAUUUCUUGCAAUAUUGAGGUUCAUAUCAGUUGUUAGUUCAUCCUCAAUGGCCACCAGUCCUAGAGUUACUGCAAGGGUUGGAGUAAGAACAAGCGCGCAAACUCCGGUUGUUGAAGAGAUCGUACCUAAUUCUGGAUGGACAGAGGAUUCUGCUGGCCAUUAUCUUCUAGUUGAUCUUCCUGAAUUCAGUAAGGAAGAGGUGAAGCUUCAGGUUGAUAGCAAUGGCCGUAUAAUUGUAACAGGAGAAAGGCAAGCAAAUGAGCGGAAGCGUGUUCAUUUUCAGCUGACAUUUCCGGUACCAGUGGAUUCAGAUAUGGAUAAGAUAGAAGGAAAAUUUGAUGGUGGAAUCCUUUACGUGACUGUCCCCAAGAGAAAUGCAAAAGAGAACAAAGAAAGUGAGACUGAGAAAGCUGAGAAUGGUAGUGCUGUAAGAGCAAAAGAAAAUGAUAGCCAUGAACCCAAUACUGAAAAUGAGGGGAGAGAUCCCAGUCUACAUGACAACCAUACAGAGCAGGAAGAAAAAAGAAAUGAAAAUGCGCAAGGAACCAUGUUAAGAAGUGCCAUGUUAAGAAGUGCACUUGAGGUUUUGAGGAAAAACAAAGGAAUUGUUAUAACAGCUGUAGUAGCCUUUUCCUUGGGGCUUUUAGUAUCUCAUCAGUUUCAAUCCUCAACAGCACCAUAAGUCCUUUGGCCUGCAUCCAUAAAUGUAUGUCCCCCCCACUUCAGGUCAAGUGCCUCUUAUAUGUAUAUAUAGAAUAAAGUAUCAUGUAGAUAUUCAACCAAAAAUAAUUAUAUCUCUGCUUUCUCCUUCUUUCUU